Messenger RNA from Puntigrus tetrazona (Sumatra barb), 2978 nucleotides. It is a transcript of the gene nrbp2b, whose product is annotated as nuclear receptor binding protein 2b. Gene Ontology annotation, molecular function: protein serine/threonine kinase activity; ATP binding. Lineage: Eukaryota; Metazoa; Chordata; Actinopteri; Cypriniformes; Cyprinidae. The record is from RefSeq and is a predicted model, not a curated record. Gene Ontology annotation, cellular component: endomembrane system; cytoplasm. Gene Ontology annotation, biological process: protein phosphorylation; intracellular signal transduction; endoplasmic reticulum to Golgi vesicle-mediated transport.
CAACAGUUGCGCUCGUUGUGUGUGUCGUUUUAAAGCGGUAAACUGCUGAAUGAGAGGACAUUUUAUUUUUAACGGCUCCCAUUCAGCUCCUUUCUUUUCAGCGUAGAAAGCGGCGUGUGAUUUCCUCUGCAUUUCACCGGAAUUCAAAAGAGACCGACGUCAGUUGCGGCUGACAGAAAAUAAUGUCCCUGGACCGCGGCGUCCUGAACGUCGAGUCAUCCCGCGCGCACGUCCACGAAGCGGCGCGUCGUUUCAACGCCGUCUUCAGGUGUUUCCUUCGCGGCGGCGGCGACAUAUAAUGACUAUGUCAGUCCCGGAGAGAAACUCUGGAUCCGAGGAGAAGGAGGAGGAGAGCGAGGAUGAGAGCGAGAUCGUGGAGGAGAGCCCCUGCGGCCGUUGGCAGAAGCGAAAAGAGCAGGUGAGUCAGGGGAAUGUUCCUGGAGUGGAGAGCGCCUCCCUGGCCAUGGACACUGAAGAGGGGGUCGAGGUGGUCUGGAACGAGGUGCUCUUCCAUGACAAGAAGGUUUUCAAGACAGUGGAGGACAAAAUGAAGGAGAUGUUUGAGAACCUGAUGCAGGUGGAUCAUCCGAACAUUGUCAAAUUUCACAAAUAUUGGCUGGACAUCGGGGACAAUCAUGCCCGGGUUGUGUUCAUCACAGAGUACAUGUCGUCUGGCAGCUUGAAACAGUUCCUUAAAAAGACCAAGAAAAACCACAAGACCAUGAAUGUCAAGGCCUGGAAACGCUGGUGUACACAGAUCCUCUCUGCCCUCAGUUACCUGCACUCCUGUGACCCUCCCAUAAUUCACGGCAACCUCACAUGUGACACCAUCUUCAUUCAGCACAACGGCCUCAUUAAAAUCGGAUCAGUUUGGCAUCGACUUUUUGUGAAUGUGUUCCCAGAAGGGGGCGUUCAUGGUAAACUACACCAAACCCGAGAUGAUAAGAGGAACCUGCAUUUCUUCAGUCCGGAGUACGGCUCAUGUGAAGAUGACUACGCCAUUGACAUCUUUUCUUUCGGCAUUUGUGCUUUGGAGAUGGCCGUGUUGGAGAUCCAGGCAAAUGGGGAUUCAGUUGUGUCCAAGGAGGCCAUAUCCAAUGCAGGCCAAUCGUUAGAAGACCCGCUUAUGAGGGAGUUCACCCAGAUGUGUGUGCGCCACAAUCAGGCUCCGCCGACGGCACAUGACCUGCUGUUUCACCGCGUGCUGUUUGAAGUGCACUCACUGAAGCUGCUCGCAGCACACUGCCUCAUCAAUAACCAGUACAUGCUUCCUGAGAAUUGCGUGGAGGAGAAGACCAAAUCAUACGACCCGAAUGGAGUCAUGGCAGAGAUUAUUCACAAAGAUCGUCCUCGCGUUCAGCUCAAGUACUCUCAUGUUUCUCCUCUAGAGCUGGACAAGUUUCUGGAAGAUGUAAAGAAUGGCAUUUACCCUCUGAUGAACUUUGCGUCCACUCGACCCCAUCCCGUACCUCGCGCCCUCUCCAUGUCCCAGGAGCAGGUGGAGACGGUGAAGACCCCCACGCCCGAGCCGCAAGAGGCGGAGACCAGGAAGGUGGUACAGAUGCAUUGUAACCUGGAGUCUAAUGAAGAAACGACUAAAACCCAUCUCACUCUUUUCUUGAAACUGGAUGAUAAACUCCAUCGGCAGCUCAGCUGUGAUAUUAUGCCAAAUGAUAGUUCCAGAGAUUUGGUUAAUGAACUUAUCCACCAUUCCUUCAUUAGCGAGGAGGACGGUGACAAGAUCGUGACGUUCCUGGAGGAAGCUUUGAACAGACACCGUGGGUCUGCUAGUGCCAUAACAACCAUAUGAAAACCAGUGGUCUGCUGCGAUGGACAUUUACACGCCAGUGGAACCUGAGAGGGAGGCCCGCCGACAGAAGAAGAAGGACAAUGGAAAUGAACGAUCCAGUUUGUCAGUUAGUAUGGAUAAUUGAAAUCGUGGUCAAAAAAGAUGACAGAACGUGGCAUACUGGUUUUGUGACAACGUGUGAUUGACCAGGUUAGGGGCCGCCAGAACUGCCCAUCUAAGAUGAUUGUGCUAACCUCCCCGAGUCUCCGUCCAGCACUUCCAGGUGUCCCUGUAGGAACCGUCCUUCCCGCAACCCCAUGGGACGCUUGAGGGCAGUUCGGCUUCUCUUGAAGAAAGUCGUCUGCGAUGUAGGUAGGAGGUGUCUGCUGUGGAGAGCUCAGUAGAUGAAAAAAAUAAAGUUUAGGAAAGCUAAUUUGUUACAGUUCAAUAGUGCCAGUUGUCUUCUUUUUGUGACGUAAACAUACAUGCAAGGCCGGAAACAUACUCUACGCAAGUAUGCUAAUACAGACGCCAACGCAUUGCAAGCGCAUGCGCGUUUUUUCUGUUACUGUGGCGUUAAAAAACCCCUCAGUACUCUGUGAUAGAGUUGCACAGAGUAGCAUAGCUAGAAGCAUUGACAUCGACUUACUCGCGUAGAUAGUGUUACCGUCCUGAGGAAAAAAUAAUUAUUUGGCAUUAUGGGAUUGAAGGGUCAAUUAGAAUGUACAUAUUCUGUCUUUUAGCUCGUCGGUUUUCUCAAAAUGCUAUCUUCCAAAUAUCUCCUGCGAAAGAAGUUGCUCUAAGGCCAGUCAAACGAAUGUGAUUGUAAUUCUCUCUGCAGUCCACGCAUCGCUCUGUCAUCUAUCACGAGAAUGUCUUAAUAUGCAGUCGGAGUGUUUUGCAUAUACAGGAAUGUACUGCCUUAUAUAAACAUUGCUGUUUGCUGGUGUCUAAUAACGCUAAGUGAAAAAUAUUUCAGUGAACCACACGUUUUAUACAGAUCGCACAUGUAAGAAAGGGGAAGGAUCCUGGUUAGUCAACCAGCUAACCAGCUGUCAAACCACGUGGUUUUGGUGAUGACUUUUGUAGAAUGUAUUGAGAUUGUAUACAUUUCUGUGGAAUGCACUUAAGAAGUUCUUUGUCAUGAGCACUUACUUAACCGAAUAAAGUCGAAAUAGCUCUAUUAAAA